Molecule: messenger RNA, 3082 nt
Organism: Schistosoma turkestanicum
Lineage: Eukaryota; Metazoa; Platyhelminthes; Trematoda; Strigeidida; Schistosomatidae
Source: the annotation of a GenBank genome assembly
CAUUUGUUGAAACCAAAUUUUAACUCAAAGGAUGGAUACAAAAACAAUAUGCUUUGAUGAGUCAUGUGAUUCGUCAUCUAAUAAUAAGUUGAUGAUGGGUUCACCUAGAAAAUUCGAAAGUUUCCUUCAAAACAUAAAAAAUCUAGAAAGGGAAUUAAUUGAUACUUUUAAUGAGUUUGAUGCACUUACACAUGUAGAAGUUGAAAGUUCAAUAUACUCAGAAAAGAAUCCGUCAACGGAACUUUUGAAGGUUUUACAAAAAGUUGGCUUGAAUUAUGAAGAUUAUAUAAAGACUAUGAAUGAUUUGGAAAACGACAAAGAAUCUGAAGAUGAUCAAAUAAAUAUGGAGUUGGACAAACAUAUUUUAGAAGAAACUACUGAUCGAUCUAAGAAGCCAUACAAAAAAGAUGUUCUAGAAGUAACCAGGAACACACUGUCAGUGCAGCCAUCGAUUGAGUCAGAUAGUGCCAGUACAGUUGUAAACAGUCGGUCAAGCAUUGAAAUUGUGCACCAACAAAUAGAUAAAGAAAUAAAGUAUAAGAAAGCCAAUGAAAAUCAGUUUGAUAAUUCAGUCAGCCCAGAUAAGUCUGCUGAUUUCAACUCUGAAGAAGAGUAUAUCAAAGAUCGUUUGCAAGAAUUAGAAAAUGAAAUGAAAUCUGAACAAGAACGUUUAAAACGUAUUCAACAAAUUAAAAAUGAAUCAUUUAUGCUUACUUCAAAUGACCAAUUCCCACGUUGGCGAUCUUUGCUGAAUAUUGAACAAACGAGUUUAAUAACAAGAUAUUUACACGAUGAAUAUAAAAGAAGACCACAAUCUGCCAUUGAACAACAUUCAAAUUUCGGAAAAGUUUGUGAUAGAAAUAAGUUACUCGAAAGAAAUCUUGUUUAUUAUUAUUUCACUUUACCUGAUGAAGAGAGAAGCUGUUGCUUUCCAUUUUUAGACAGUCAUUUACAGAAGAAGGUUGAAACAGUUAGCGCUAAUUUAGAAAACAAUUUGGUAUGUAAAAUCGAAGAGAUUGGUAAGCUACCAGCUGUUGAAACUCCUGUCAAUGCUACUAAAUUCGUUGUUGAAGAUGAUGAGGCUUCUUAUCUUGGUACCUCAAGUUUUUUGACACUAGCCAAUGAAAUUGGAUCCGUAUCUCACGUAUCGCCUUCAGCUUUAAGUGAUUUAGAAGAACUAGGUGUGGUGAGCAUAACUAAUGAGUAUAGUACAGCUGUGGCGACUGACUCAUUAAUAUUUCAAAAUGUUAAUGAUGAAACUGAUAGUAGGUUGGCAGUUGAAGUACCUGACAGUCAUAAUGUGACCACAGAGCGAGCUGAUGAGAGAGAAGCUCCCCUUGAUCCUUCAACUGAAACAACAGUAGAGUUGGUUGGUGUCAACGAUUUGACUUAUAAAUUACCGUCUAGGACGUCUUGUGCUACGAAAAUAUUGCAGGAGAAUUCAAAUGAUGAUUCCGAUUUAGUUUCUGAGACUGUCGCAUCAGGAUUGGAAAAUUGCAAUAGCAACUUUUUGAGAUUGAAUAAUUCUCCACAAAUUGUACAAAAUGGUAAAUUAAUUCAAACAACUAAUCUGAUGCAAUCCAUUAGCGAACAAAUUCAUAAUUUAAAUUCUCAUAAUACCAAUGUUGCAACAGAAACAUCUGUUGUUACGAAUGAAGCAAUAUGUCUCAACUUGUUCAAUGUUAAAUUUGAAGGCACAAACUUCAGUAGUAUAUCAAAAUAUUUCAAAUUUUUAAAAUUUCUGAUAAUAAAUGAAUGUGAUUUGAAAUCAAAUGAUCUUAAAGCAAUAAUUCAACUGGAUAAUUUGGAAUUUUUGGAUGCUAGUAGAAAUCAUCUGAAUACAGUGAACCUAAGUGAAAUGAAUUUGUCCAAGUUAACUAUAUUGAAAUUGGCACACAAUAAAUUGACUAAACUUUCCGAUAUAAUGGGAUUAUUCCCUAAUCUUUUAAUACUAGAUAUUUCAUCAAAUUAUAUUACAACUUUGGAUAUACAAAAAUUGAUAAUUUCAUUUCCUAAACUCUAUCAACUGUCGGCAUCAAGUAAUCUCAUAACCUGUGUACAAUUGAAGUCUUCGGAAACGAAACGGAUUAAUGAGAAUCUUAAUAUGUUAGAUUUAUCAGAUAAUGAAAUAACUGCUAUUGACAAAGAUUUAAUAUCAGUUACAAAUGUUACUCACUUAAAAUUAUCAUCCAAUACUUUAAAUAAGCCAUUUGAAACAGGAAUUUUUGGAGUUUUGUUACAAGAACUGAUAUUAGAUCGCAAUAAUUUAACAUCAAUAAAUUGGUUGAGUGAAAGUUGGUUACCAAAUCUUAUUUUUCUGAAUGUGAGCCAUAACAGGAUAAGUAAAUUACCUAUACUACCAUUUCCAUUGUUGCAAAAGCUUAUAAUCAGUCAUAAUUUGAUACAUGAAACUGAAUCCGUCAUCAAAGGAACAAACUUUUUACCGCGUAAUUGUGUGUUAGAUAUUCAAUCUAAUCCUUGUACACUAAAUCUGAGUUUUUUAGAAACUAUCAGGAAAGAGUUUCCAAACACAAUAAUUACCUCUCAUCAAGAUAACGAAUCAACAAUAUCAAUAAUGAAAAAUCAUGAAUUACAAACUAUUAUUUUCAAUAAAAGCAUUUGCCAGUGUUCACAAUGUAAUUCUUUGAGAAUAUCAUGUGAACAAUACUAUAAAGAAUAUAAAGAAUGUGCAAACUGUUUAGACAAAACAUUUGAGUGUAUUAAUGUUGAAGUUAAGAAUCAAGAAUUGAUGUGUUUGGAUAACCCAAUCACACAUAGUCAUAUAUCAUGUCAUUUAAAUUCGAACAAUAGUCUUCACUUGGAAAAUCAACUUAUUCAAUUUAAUGAUCAAAAGAUUCUGUUCAAUGUUUUUUCAAAAGAAAAUCAAUGUUCACUAAUGUAUCAAUAUGUAAAUCUAGUCGGAAAGAUAUCUGAUUUGAAAAGAAAACAAGACACUCUUUUAAAGUUAUAUUUUAAUGAAAUCAAUAAUAAAGUGUCAAUCAAAGAUACAAAAAAUGAUUUUCAAUAUAAAUUUCUAACCAAAGAAUUUAUCCAUCAUUUUCUAAUGCACACGAACCUGUAA